Messenger RNA from Malus domestica (apple), 1127 nucleotides. Its product is annotated as LOB domain-containing protein 20-like. Gene Ontology annotation, cellular component: nucleus. Gene Ontology annotation, biological process: hormone-mediated signaling pathway; positive regulation of DNA-templated transcription. The record is from RefSeq and is a predicted model, not a curated record. NCBI's taxonomy places the organism in Eukaryota, Viridiplantae, Streptophyta, Magnoliopsida, Rosales, Rosaceae.
CAGCUUGCCAACUAUUUCACGAGACAAACGUGCACUGCUAGCUCCGGCAGUUUCCUUAUAAGCACCAAACUCGCCACCCUUCUCUUUUGCUCCCUCUCGAAUUAAUUAAAUUACCCUUAAUUUAUACCUUCCUAUAUAGCCCAUCUUGUUAACUAGCCAGUCCUUCCAAUAUAAUUCCCAUUGCUUGAUGGCUGAUCCGGCAGUACAACGAGACCAUGGCACGUCUGAAAGCCGAAGGAAGGGCACAUCCAUUGGAGGGGGAGGCAAGCGUGCGUCUAUGGAGGCGGCAGUGGGAACGACAACAAUAAAUAGUAAUGCAGUAGGUUCUGGUGGUGGUGGUGGUGGUGGUGCAGCACCAUGUGGGGCGUGCAAGUUUUUGAGGAGGAAGUGCAUAAGCGGGUGCAUAUUCGCACCCUAUUUCGGUUCAGACCAAGGAGCUGCACGCUUUGCAGCUGUGCACAAGGUGUUUGGGGCGAGUAAUGUCUCGAAGCUUUUGUUGCACAUUCCCUUGAACCGCCGGCAUGACGCUGUCGUUACCAUUUCCUACGAGGCUCAAGCUAGGCUCUCCGACCCCGUUUAUGGUUGUGUCUCCACCAUACUUGCUUUGCAACAACAGGUUGCAUCUUUGCAAGCCGAGCUAGCAAUGGUGCAAACUCAGCUGAUAAACAGCAGGUUUGCAUUUGCAAACGCUCUCCAAAUCACCUCGCAGCAGCAACAGCAUGAGCAGCAGCAGAGCCUGGCACUAAUGUUGCAGCCUGCUUACUCUAACAACUCCUCAGCCACCACUAACCUCAUCAACAUGAACAGCUUCACCUCAAAUUUCGACAUCGAGGCGGCCCCGUCUUCACAGAGCUUCAUGGAGCCUCUUCAGCUUUCGAGGCCAUCCCGAGAUGAUGAAGAUGAUGAGGAAGAGAGUCGAGUUCCACUCUUGUUCGCCAAUGAUCGCUAUUGAUUUAGAAUUUUCUGCUGCUUAAUUUUGCUUGCUAUCAUCUAUAUAUAUCGUUUGUUAUCAUUAAACUACUCUUUUUUCACCAAGCACUGAUACAUGUGUGCAUGGGUAAAAUCUUGGGAUAGUUACAUUUCACACUCUCCCGCUUAUUUUAAAUGAUCACGGUAUUUUAUUUUUU